Messenger RNA from Colletotrichum chrysophilum, 1182 nucleotides. RefSeq lists its product as uncharacterized. NCBI's taxonomy places the organism in Eukaryota, Fungi, Ascomycota, Sordariomycetes, Glomerellales, Glomerellaceae. The record is from RefSeq and is a predicted model, not a curated record. The transcript is spliced from 2 exons. Bases 1 to 1182 code for a protein of 393 amino acids.
AUGCAGCCGCUCGCUCUCGCCCUCCUCGUCGGUGGCGCCAUUGCCGCCCCGGCCCCGACCCCCGCCGCACCCCUCGCUGCGCGCGCAGACGUCCUCGCUCCCACGGCCGCCUGGAUCAGCGUCGCUGGCGACGGCGUGCCCAGUACCGUCACCCCCGUGCCGACAACCAUCUCCGGCACCCCGACCUACGCCUCCGCGGCGCCCAACGCGCUGACCGGCAGCGUCUUCACCAUCACCGACUUCAGGCUCGUCAAGGUCACCACGAGCACCGGCGCCCCGCCCGUGCCCACCGCCGACCACAAGAACGGCCAGGGGGCCUUCGCCCCCUGCAGCAACUCCGACGGCGACUUUGCGCCGUUCUGCGACCCGGCCAAGGGAAGCACGCUGUACACCGACACGACGUACUAUGUAACCUGGGACUCCUCCGUCCUCAUCAAGGGCAACCAGACCGAUGUCCGCGUCAAGAUCAAGGGCAAGGAGGUCAACGGCACCACCGUCGGCGACGUCGUCUUCAACAAGGACACCGAGUCCUCCCAGCUCGCGGCCUACGGGUACUACGCCUGGACCGUCAGCAGCGGCCUGAUCCCCAAGGGCCAGGACAACGCGACCAUCGAGCUGCUCAUGACCUACACCAUCAACGGCGUCGCGCAGACCGACAUCACGGGCCCGCAGGUCCUCGUCUCCAAGCGCGCGACGUACCACCCCGAGGGCGCCAAGAUCCCCAAGGGCCAGGAGCUGUACAUUGCGCUGCCGACCGUGUUCGGGUUCCUCAUCAUCUGCCUCAUCGGGGGCUGCAUCUGGAACCGCAAGACGCGGACGAUCGGGCUCGGCAACAUCAUGAGCCGCUCGAGGCACGGGUACGGCGUCGGCAAGUCGCGCGCGCAGAGGCUCGGCGCCAAGGUCAGGAAGAGCGUGUUCCGCGGCAAGGACCGCGGCAUCGCGCUGCGCACGAGGGAGAUCAGCCCCGACGGGUACCAGUACCGUGACGACCCGAUGCCGCAGCAGCCGCAGUACCAGCAGCAGCAGCACACAGGCACGGGACGGCCGAGGAGGGACAGCGACGCGCUGGGCAGCCUGGCGGGCACGCCCACCUCUGACCGGUUCGAUUUCCACGACACGGGCGCACAGGGAGGUAAUGCCUUCCGCGACGAGAUGCGCAGGCAGGAGCGGGAGAGGUAUUAG